Molecule: messenger RNA, 873 nt
Organism: Ogataea haglerorum
Lineage: Eukaryota; Fungi; Ascomycota; Pichiomycetes; Pichiales; Pichiaceae
Exons: 1
Coding region: 1-873 (290 amino acids)
Biological process (GO): Golgi organization; protein secretion
Cellular component (GO): Golgi apparatus
Source: RefSeq, a predicted model, not a curated record
AUGUGCAUUUUACUAGCCUCGUCAUUGCAUCCUGACUAUCCAUUCAUAUUACUCUCCAACAGAGAUGAAUAUUUCAGUCGCAAAACAGAACUGGCCUCGUUCAAAGAUGAGUCGCAGACACAAUUACGACCUAUAGACCUUGCUCGAGAGGAGCAUGGGACCUGGAUAGGGGUAAACAAGGCUGGAAAAGUCGCUGUGCUGGUAAAUUUCCGAGAACCAAACACGGGUGAUCCUGUUGGACAAAUCUCAAGGGGCCUCAUACCCGUAAUGUUUCUCGAAUCGAAACAGCCUUCUGAUAUAUGGGGGGAAUUAGUUGGAGAACAAACUCAUAAUUUUCAGCAUGUCGGAGGAUUCUCGCUGCUGUUUGGAGAGCUAAGAAGAUCGAGCAAUUCCGAGGGUAUCGAACCUUUACACAUACUUUCGAAUAGAUCAAGCAAGAAAAACACCGUUCUUAAAGGACGAGCCACCGUGGGACUGUCGAACUCUGAAUUCGAGCAACCAUGGCCCAAAGUGCACAUUGGUACACAUGUUCUUGAGAAAACUAUUGAAUCAUCAGUGAAAGAGAACUGGUCAGAGGAGUUACUAGUUCAAAACCUGUUCACAGUGAUUUCCACGCCGACCCCUGAGUCAAGCCAAUGGCAGGGUCUCACGUUUUCUCAAGCAUUCGAUAUGUUCCCAAAAAGUGUAUUCAUACCGCCAGUGAAGUCGGACACGGGCUACGAUUACUAUGGCACUAGAACCCAGACUAUCAUACUACUAAGGAAAAACGGUUACAUGAAAUUCAUCGAGCGCAAUCUUCAUUCAAGUCCAAAUUUGUUUGAGAUACCCCAGAUCAGUGAAUACGGCUUUCAACUGGACGGCUGGAAACCCUGA